AUGAAGUGUGCUCAAGGUGCUUUUGUGUUGUUAAUUUCGCUUGAGUGUGCUUACUCGGAUGGCGCAAUUUUCGAAAGACGCGGUAUGGUAUCGUUCGCCCGCCGUACAGUUCAGUCGCGUUGGUGGCUGCAUGCGAUUUGACGUAUUCCAAUCUGCGCGUAGUGAUGUCACUUGUGCUCUUAUUUAAUGAAAUCUCAGGCGUUCUUCGCGUAAUGUGCGAGUGAAUUGUAAACAUUGACAGUGAUUUUGUAACCCAUGCAGUGAUUUUUUCCAAAAGUGUAAUGGACUGUUACCAUUCGAAAUUUUUCCCGAGGCGUAAGUGACAAAUGGGAUCGUAUCUGCGGUGAUUGGGUACAAUCAUGAUGCAUCCUGCUGGAUACUACGCUAAUCUUGCGAGCGGCGCGCUCGCAGCCGGCACCAUUGCGUCUCCGUGGAGCACGGCGGCCGGCGCGCCCGACACCAACGGAUCGGGCGGCGCCGAUGCCAAGCACCUCGACGUUGGCGACGCGAGCGACGAUGAAAAGGACUUGUCAGCAGCUGAUGCGGAGGGUGUAUGGAGUCCCGACAUCGAGCAAAGUUUUCAAGAAGCACUCGCCAUUUACCCCCCAUGUGGAAGACGCAAGAUUAUUCUCUCGGAUGAGGGCAAGAUGUACGGACGAAAUGAGCUGAUAGCGAGAUAUAUAAAAUUAAGAACAGGAAAAACACGCACAAGAAAACAGGUGUCAUCACAUAUACAGGUGCUAGCUAGGCGGAAACUUCGUGAAAUACAGGCUAAACUUAAAGUGGAUGGUGGUAUGAUGAAAGAAAAGGCCAUGCAGUCAAUGAGCUCCCUCUCUAGCGCACAGAUCGUGGCGGGCCUGCCACAUCCAGCGUACCAUCAUACGCAAUUUUGGCAACCAGGAUUACAAGCUGGAACUUCACAAGACGUGAAGCCGUUCCCGGGUGCUGGUUACAAGGGCGUGCCUGGCGUCGGCAGCGUCGGCGUCCCGGGCGGCACCGACGUGGCGCCGCCGCCGCCCUGGGAAGGCCGCGCCAUCGCCACGCACAAGCUGCGGCUCGUAGAGUUCUCGGCCUUCGUGGAACACCCCAGGGACCCGGAUACGUAUCCGCCGAGUACAACGCUAUCACAACAUCUAUUCGUUCACAUAGGUGGUUCAGUUACAUACGCCGAUCCACUAUUAGAGUCGGUAGAUGUACAACAAAUAAAUGACAAGUUCCCUGAAAAGAAAGGCGGCUUGAAAGAACUCUACGAGAAGGGACCUCGGAACGCUUUCUUCUUGGUCAAGUUCUGGGCGGAUCUAAACACAAAUAAUUUAGACGACCCCGGAGCAUUUUAUGGUGUUACUAGUGUGUAUGAAAGCAACGAAAACAUGACCAUCACGUGUAGCACAAAAGUGUGUUCAUUCGGGAAGCAAGUAGUCGAAAAAGUGGAGACGGAGUACGCUCGGUUCGAGGGGGGGAGGUUCGUGUACCGCAUCCACCGCUCGCCGAUGUGCGAGUACAUGGUCAACUUCAUACACAAGCUCAAGCACCUACCUGAGAAAUACAUGAUGAAUAGCGUGUUAGAGAACUUCACUAUUCUUCAGGUGGUGUCAAAUAGAGAUACUCAAGAGACAUUGUUAUGUGCCGCGUUUGUGUUUGAAGUGUCGAACAGUGAACAUGGCGCGCAGCACCACAUCUACAGGCUCGUGAAAGACUGAACCACGCACCCAUCCCUCCUUCCCUCCGCCUGUCCGUAGCUAUCAUUCCUUCGGCACACCAACUUCUAAAUAUGGACCUCACAAAUCACCAAUACAAAGGUCUAAGUGCUUCUCUCUGACAAAAUCAAUUUGUUACAUAAAACAUAGAGUCGGCUACGAAACUGUAGUUAUUAACUAGAGUGAAAAAUAGUAAAACUAUGUGGCCCGAGCUGGACUUGAACACGAAGCCCGCCUUUGCGAAUUUUCCAAUCGCUCUGUUUAUACUACGCCUAAGAAACGUCUGCUAUUAACUAAUUUUUAAUAUAAGCGAAUAAAAUGAAGCCAUUGGAGAAUUACUUCCACAAGAAAAGCUCAAGAAUACAUAAUAAUAAGAAUACAGAAUCACUUUUUCUACAAUAGUCCCAAUGCCUGCUGCGACCGGUUCAUGGGUGUCUAUUGUUGCGCCUGUGAGUGGGUUCCAGCAGGCGUUCUACAUGACAUUAAAGCUCUCCAAAGGGCCUCUACGUGUUGGAUCUGUAUCCCCACGCAAGCCUAUCAAAAGACCGGGAUGUAUAGGCCCGUGAAAUCCAGAAAGAAUACAGAAAGAUAUUUGCUGAGUUAAUUAUUAUUAUUACAAAAUUGGUCCUUUAUUUCUUGAGGUAUAUAGGUGUAUACGCUGAAUGCACUAUGCACUGCUUUCAAAGGGUUGUAUGGCCCAACUGGGACUUGAACCCGCUACAUUGGCUUUACUGGAACUAAUUACUCUUUACCAAUACUCGACCUAUCUCUGAAAUACGACCUAUCUCUGAAAUUCUGUGGCGAUAGCAGAGAGAUAGCUCGAUUAGUUACGAACAUUGGCUCUGAUGAAGACAGAGUUGUGGGUUCGAUCUGAUUCUCGGACCACAUAGUUGUUAUUAUUUUCCACUUUUAUAAAACUUUAUAUCAUUUGACAGAUCUAGAAGAAAAUAUAUCCGUAAUUUGAUAGUGUUGCAAUCGUAACAUAGUAAAUUGUGAUCUGAAAAUAACGCUACAAUAUUUUUGUAACUAAAUGUUUAUUGUAUAGCUCAAUUUAAAUAAUUAUAUUUUAAUGUUUCGGUACUCUCUUUGUUCAUUUAGGUAGUCGCAACAUCACGUUUGGCGUCUUAUUAAGAUGAUCUUUUCAAGUUUUAAUUGUAAAUAGUGUUAGAGUGGCUACUUCCACACAUUCGCCACUUUAUAUUAAAAUUGCAACAUUACUGCUUAUACUAUUUACAAUAAAAACGGGAAUUGACUCGUCAAGCGUUAUAAUAAAACAGACAUUUUUCCUAUAAAUCAAAAUAAUUUCAACAAAUUACUUAAUUUCCCUUGGGUCUCAAAACCAUAUGUCAAGAGUAAUAUAAAUAUUUUACAUAAUUCUUAAAAUUUAAUACAAUAUCGUUCAGUAGACGCGUGUAAAAUAAUAUCAAAUAAGAAGAUAGAAUUGAAUACACACAGUGCCUCUAUAAUUAUGUUACAUUAACAUAAAUUACUUGAGCAUAUUUAGUCUUUUCACUGUGUUUAAU
Messenger RNA from Cydia fagiglandana, 3220 nucleotides. It is a transcript of the gene scalloped, whose product is annotated as protein scalloped. Gene Ontology annotation, cellular component: transcription regulator complex. Lineage: Eukaryota; Metazoa; Arthropoda; Insecta; Lepidoptera; Tortricidae. The record is from RefSeq and is a predicted model, not a curated record. The transcript has 12 exons. Gene Ontology annotation, biological process: hippo signaling; regulation of transcription by RNA polymerase II; embryonic organ development. The coding region runs from base 360 to 1700 and encodes 446 amino acids. Gene Ontology annotation, molecular function: RNA polymerase II cis-regulatory region sequence-specific DNA binding; DNA-binding transcription factor activity, RNA polymerase II-specific.